This is a messenger RNA of Salvelinus fontinalis (brook trout), 2777 nucleotides long. RefSeq names its product protein salvador homolog 1-like. The record is from RefSeq and is a predicted model, not a curated record. The transcript has 5 exons. Bases 443 to 1696 code for a protein of 417 amino acids. Gene Ontology annotation, molecular function: molecular adaptor activity; protein binding. Lineage: Eukaryota; Metazoa; Chordata; Actinopteri; Salmoniformes; Salmonidae. Gene Ontology annotation, biological process: apoptotic process; hippo signaling; regulation of cell population proliferation.
CCUCCGCGGGCUGGCUGGAAUGAAUUGUGGAGGCGUUGAGCAGUUUGUGUGGAGUGGGGUGAUGACAUGGGCUGGGUGCUGGAUAAGUCCACUGAAUGGAAAAGCAACUUCGACUUCAACUGGCUUGGAGAAGAAAAACAGUGAUUUAACGGGGCGAAAAUACUUUACUUAAGCAAAACUGGCUAGAAUUUGUUGAUACAAGCAAUCGUUCUGUUUUGUCUUUUGUCUAGAUUGUCAGAAAAUUAGCAACAGGUAUGCGUAAAUUAACUAACGUUAGCUAGCCAGCUAACGUUAAUAAUCAAGUCUGUAGUUAAUUAGCCUUGCUAGCUAGCUAUCUAACGUUAGCUAAAAUGUACACACUUCUGAUUGGAAGGGACGCUCGUAGUUUUUGGGGAACUUUCCACGAGUUUAUUACAUUGCAUUGAUGUCUCAUUUUUGAGUUAUGCUUUCAAGAAAGAAAAGUAAAAGUGAGGCGUCGAAACCAGCGGAGGUACACGGGAAAUAUGUCAAGAAGGAGACCUCACCAGUCCUGAGAAAUCUCAUGCCCUCAUUCAUCCGACAUGGACCCACUAUUCCCAGACGCACAGAGGUCCCUCUGCCGGAGCCAGGACCCUCAGCUUACCCAGUGGGACCCAGCCCUGAGCCUGUGGUGGCCCGCAACAAGAGCUUCAUGCGCGCCCCUGUGCAGAGACCACCCCACGAGGUGGCUCGGAGGGAAAGCCAUAGGAUGUCAGCCCCUCCGUACUUACCACGUAGCCUGGGAGAUAUAACCCACGAGUACGGAGGCUCCUCACAGUCCUUCCUCACGGACGUGAGCCCCGCGGCUGAGAACGGGGACACUGGACGCUACUACUACCCUCCGCCUCCGGAGCCUUACUACGACAGCCAGCAGCAGCAGAGACGGCCUCAGCCCAGGCCACAGCAGCCCAGAGCACCUGAACGCUUCCAUGAGGACUAUAGAUACUAUGAACACAACGAACAUCCAAACUUCCAAAGACUACCACCACAACAACACACCUCCCCGACCCCCAACAGACCGCCAACAGGUAUCGGUCUGAUGCAGGCUAAGUCUCUGGGGAACCUGUCCAGUCCGAGCGGCGAGGACCUCCCCCUGCCCCGUGGUUGGACGGUAGACUGGACCAUCCGAGGCAGGAAGUACUACAUCGACCACAACACCAACACCACCCACUGGUCCCACCCCCUGGAGCGGGAGGGUCUGCCCCCUGGCUGGGAGAAGGUGGAGUCGGCUGAGUUUGGAACCUACUACGUAGACCACGUCAACAAGAGGGCCCAGUAUAGACACCCCUGUGCUCCUAGCGUGCCUCGUUAUGACCAGCCCCCUCCCUUGCCCCCUCCGGUAGUGUACCAGCCUCGCCCCUCAGAGAGGAACCAUCCAGUGAUGGUCCCAGCCAACCCGUACCACACGGCAGAGAUCCCUGACUGGCUGCAGGUGUACGCCCGCGCCCCGCUCAAGUAUGACCACAUCCUGAAGUGGGAGCUGUUCCAGCUGGUGGAUCUGGACACGUACCAGGGCAUGUUGAAGCUGCUCUUCAUGAAGGAACUGGAGCGCAUCGUCAAGUCCUACGAGGCCUACCGUCAGGCCCUGCUGUCUGAGGUGGACCAAAGGAAACCGAGGCAGCAGUGGUACGCUCAGGCCCAGCAGCAGUUAGGCAAGAACUUCACAGGGAACAUGUGAACUGGGUCGUAAUUCACUAGGAAGCAAACAGGGGGACAAAACAAGGACGGACCUACCUGAAUUUGUCCAAUAAUAAACCAGUUGGUUGUUGCUAAACAGUUUGCUACGAUGUGCACUAAUGAAUACAACCCUGAACUGACUGGAAGGAGGUAAUGGACUCUGUGGCUAGCUCGACAUGGGACUUCAAGGACUCUCAUUCUACACUGUUCAUAUGAAGUUUAGCCCUGGGGAACCGUUGUCCCACCCCUCUGAGGUUACUACAGUAGGGAAGCUCCUCCUCCUGAGGUUACUACAGUAGGGAAGCUCCUCCUCCUGAGGUUACUACAGUAGGGAAGCUCCUCCUCCUGAGGUUACUACAGUAGGGAAGCUCCUCCUCCUGAGGUUACUACAGUAGGGAAGCUCCUCCUCCUGAGGUUACUACAGUAGGGAAGCUCCUCCUCCUGAGGUUACUACAGUAGGGAAGCUCCUCCUCCUGAGGUUACUACAGUAGGGAAGCUCCUCCUCCUGAGGUUACUACAGUAGGGAAGCUCCUCCUCCUGAGGUUACUACAGUAGGGAAGCUCCUCCUCCUGAGGUUACUACAGUAGGGAAGCUCCUCCUCCUGAGGUUACUACAGUAGGGAAGCUCCUCCUCCUGAGGUUACUACAGUAGGGAAGCUCCUCCUCCUGAGGUUACUACAGUAGGGAAGCUCCUCCUCCUGAGGUUACUACAGUAGGGAAGCUCCUCCUCCUGAGGUUACUACAGUAGGGAAGCUCCUCCUCCUGAGGUUACUACAGUAGGGAAGCUCCUCCUCCUGAGGUUACUACAGUAGGGAAGCUCCUCCUCCUGAGGUUACUACAGUAGGGAAGCUCCUCCUCCUGAGGUUACUACAGUAGGGAAGCUCCUCCUCCUGAGGUUACUACAGUAGGGAAGCUCCUCCUCCUGAGGUUACUACAGUAGGGAAGCUCCUCCUCCUGAGGUUACUACAGUAGGGAAGCUCCUCCUCCUGAGGUUACUACAGUAGGGAAGCUCCUCCUCCUGAGGUUACUACAGUAGGGAAGCUCCUCCUCCUGAGGUUACUACAGUAGGGAAGCUCCUCCUCC